CUUUCUUCUUCUCAUUUAGGGUUCUUCUUUCAUCUUCAAUUUCUUUUUUUCUUUCGUUGUAACUUAUCUUUAUUGGGAUUUCAAUUUUGGUUUCUUCUGCAGUUUACAAGCCUCGAUCCCUAAUCUCUUAUGCAGUAACUCAUCCUGUGAAUCCGCUGAAUGAGAAAACUUUGAAAGGAACCUUCGUCGGCACUGAUCUUCCUUCUAUUGUGGAAAAGUACAUGAACAAGGUGUUUAUGCGUUAGUAAUUGUCGAGUUGAGGUGUAUAGAUCAAACUCAAGAUAUAGGAGGCUUUCUGACUAAAUGUUACAAGUACAAGUGUUUGCAUAUGUAUUAAGCCGUAUUUCCAGUGCUUGUUAAUUAUUCUUCUGGGUCAUUGACGCCAACACCAGCAACAUGAGCAUCGAACCAUUCAAGCGACUAGUGAAGCUUGCGGCUCGAGCUUUUUAUGAUGAUAUAACUAAAGGGGAAAAUCAGCCCAAAACAGGAAGGAGUGAUAACAGAGGGAUUGCUGUGGUGGUGCUUGAUGCUUUAACCAGACGGCAAUGGGUAAGAGAAGAAGAUCUGGCAAAGGAUUUGAAAUUGCACUUAAAGCAACUCCGUAGGAUCCUGCGGUUUUUUGAGGAAGAAAAACUAGUUACACGAGAUCAUAGGAAAGAGACAGCUAAGGGAGCAAAGCUAUUCAGCGUUGCCGUGGCUGCCACUGCUGAAGGUCAACAGUCUGGAAAGGGGGAUGAAAAGAUAAAGCUACAUACUCACUCUUACUGUUGUCUGGAUUAUGCACAGAUAUAUGAUGUUGUUAGGUACAGAUUGCAUCGGUUGCGGAAAAAGCUGAAGGAUGAAUUGGAAAACAAGAAUACUAUUCAAGAGUAUAUUUGUCCCAACUGUGGGCGAAGGUACAAUGCUUUGGAUGCUCUUCAAUUGCUUUGUCCAGAUGAUGAAUACUUUCACUGUGAAAAUUGCAAUGGAGAACUUGUGACGGAGAGUGACAAGUUAGCUGCUCAAGAAGGGGGAGAUGGAGAUGACAAUGCAAGGAGGCGACAGCGUGAAAAAUUAAAGGACUUGCUUCAGAAAAUGGAGGUACAACUUAAGCCAUUGAUGGAUCAACUUAACAGAGUGAAGGAUUUGCCUGUUCCUGAAUUUGGAAACCUUCAAGCAUGGGAAGCUCGAGCAAGUGCUGCUGCACGUGCAGCAAAUGGCAAUGCUAGCUCCAAUGAUCCUUCUAAGUCGCAAGGGCUGGGUUAUAGUGGAACACCAAUGCCAUUCCUUGGGGAGACAAAGGUUGAAGUUGCCUUUUCUGGUGUUGGAGGCAAGGAAGAGGAUGUCAAACCAGAAACUGAAGGUUCAGGUUUGAAAGUUUUACCACCAUGGAUGAUUAAGCAGGGAAUGAACCUUACAAAAGAGCAACGUGGAGAGGUCGUCAAGCAGGAGAGUAAGAUGGAUGGCAGUUCAGCAGCACCAGAAUUCUCAGAUGACAAAAAGGCCAUCAACAAUGGUGAUAGUGCUACGCAAUAUCAGGAUGAGUAUGCUAAAGCUUAUUAUGCUGCACUGUUCAAGAGACAACAAGAACUAGAAGAAGCUGCUAAGAAGCAAGAGUCAUCACACACACCCAUCUCUAAUGGUGUUACUGAGUUGUCCUCUAAUCGACAAGUGGGCAUGAAAUCCAAACGUGAGGAGGAUGAAGGAGAAGAUGAAAUUGAAUGGGAAGAGAGCACAACAGGAGGCAAUGCGACUGAAAGCUACAAGGUCAAUGACUUGAAUGUUGAAGCAGAAGCUUCAGGAGAUGAGGAGGAUGAUAUAGAUUGGGAAGAAGGCUGAAUGUCAGAUUAGUUAACUUUCUAUACAGGGUGGGAAAUUUUUUUUCCGAAUUGAAUAUGAAAGGUCAGUGAAAUUUUAUCUAAAACUCUUUUCCUUUCACAGAAAUCAUCUCUACAAGUGUAAGAUGUUAUCCAUGGAGGAGUGCUCCAUAGAUAUUGGUUUCUGCAAGUUUAAAAUAUUAUCCAUUGAGGAUUACCAUAGGUACUCUCUUGCACAUUGUACAUUACGUUUGUUGUGUAUUUUGUAUAUCAUUUUUUUGACACAUCGAUUAGACAUGAGUCAUGACAUUUUAGGAGAAACCUGAGCUGCUUACCCGAGUAUUGCAUACCUGUUAUAUGUAACGGCAGCAUGCGCUCUAAAACUCUAAAUUGACAAUAUUACCCUUUUAUUUUAUUAGGUUAAUUUUCUCCCUUUGUAAAAUAAAUAUAUCCUUUUACCUUCCAAAAUUAAUUAUAAUCAAUAAAGCAAAUGUAAUAGCAUAUUAUAUGAACUUGGAUCCUGAGUUUUGAAUUCUGGAAAAGGCUUUCGGCUAUAAGAUUCACAAUUCCUCUUGUUA
This is a messenger RNA of Ricinus communis (castor bean), 2374 nucleotides long. Its product is annotated as general transcription factor IIE subunit 1. The transcript has 11 exons. Lineage: Eukaryota; Viridiplantae; Streptophyta; Magnoliopsida; Malpighiales; Euphorbiaceae. Gene Ontology annotation, cellular component: transcription factor TFIIE complex. The coding region runs from base 397 to 1818 and encodes 473 amino acids. The record is from RefSeq and is a predicted model, not a curated record. Gene Ontology annotation, biological process: transcription initiation at RNA polymerase II promoter; transcription open complex formation at RNA polymerase II promoter.